GGAAACUUUAACACUUCCGGAUCAUUAGUAUGGAAGGCCGCACGUGCGUGUGAUUGGUGCGUGUUGCUGUGAGGGAGACCGACAUUUAUAUCUGGAGAAAACAUUUACGUCUUGAAACACAGAAGACAUGGAAGAAAGUUUCCCUCGUGGUGGUACCCAGAAAAAAACUGAGGAAGUAUCCAUUAAAAAAAGGCCUAAGGAAAAUGACAACUUAUUUUCUACACACCAUGAAGAUGAAGAUGAGCAUAAAGCAAAAAGAAAAAAGAAGGUUAAUGAGACAUUUAAAAUUACCCAAUAUGAUAAGGAACCAAAGUCCACUACUAAGGAUAAACCUGUGGAGCUUCUGAUGUUUAAGAAUCUAAAUGUAGAGAUGCUGUUCCUUGGAUGUGUUAAGGAAGCUAAGGAUUUUGAACUGGUUGUCAGUCUUCCAUAUGGGCUUACAGGAUUUGUCCAUGCAACAUACAUUUGUGAUGCAUAUACAAAACUCCUUAAUGAACAGGUGGAAAAGGAAAGGCCUUUGGAGAAUUUGUCUCCGCUGUCUAGUCUGUAUUCCCCAGGGAUGCUGAUAAGAUGCGCAGUCAGCAGUUUGGAUACUACAGCAAAAGGCGGCCACAGUGUCAAACUGUCAGUGAAUCCAAAACUAGUCAACAAGGCGCUUUCUUCCGGAUCUUUACGAAAAGGCAUGUUGCUUUCUGGGUGUGUUUCCAGUUUGGAAGAUCAUGGCUACCUCAUUGACAUUGGUGUCAGUGGAACUAAAGCAUUUUUGCCACGUCAAAAAGCUCAGGCCUUUUUAAACCAAAUGGGCAAAGGUUCUUCUUUAAAGAUUGGCCAGUACCUGAAUUGUGUUGUUGAAGAAGUAAAGAACAGUGGGAGAAUUGCCUGUCUUUCAAUCUCGCCAUCUGAUGUGUCUGCUGCCAUUGCAACAGAAGAACAGAAUUGGACUUUGAAUAAUCUGUUACCUGGACUGGUUGUUAGAGCCCGGAUUGAGAAGAUUUGCCUUGACAAUAUCCAGUUGUCCUUCAUUUCUUCCUACACUGGUAUUGUGGACUUCUUGCACUUUGAGCCAAAGAAGUCUAAAGCAUACAAGACAGGUCAAGAGAUCAAAGCUUGUAUCCUUUGGCUUGACCCAUCUUCCAAGACCAUCAGGCUGACUCUGCGUCAAUCAUUCCUGCAGCCAGGGAACCAACUGCAACAGCUUUCUAGUGACCGUCUUGGUACAUUGCUGGAAAACUGCACUGUGAAAGCCUUGUAUAAGAGUGCAGGAGCAAUAUUUAAUCUUGAUGAGACAACCUUGGGUUUUGCAUUUAAGCAUCAUCUUUCAGUUUCUAAAUUCAAGGGUAUGGAAAAAUUUAAAGAAGGCACAACACACACUGGACGCAUCACAGAUUUCAGCCCCAUGGAUGAGAUUCACUUUAUUUCAUUGAAAGUGGAAGUGAUCGAAGGGCCUUAUUUGAGACACAGUGAUCUACAAGCCGGGCAACUGGUGGAGGGAACUGUAGACAGCCUUGAACCUGUAGGCAUGGUGGUGAAAAUCACAAAGCAUCUCACUGGUCUUGUACCUCGACUACAUUUAGCUGAUGUCAUUCUGCGACAUCCUGAAAAGAAAUAUAAAAAUGGGAGCACACUUAGGUGCAGGAUACUCACUGUGGAUCCUCAAGCCAGAAAGUUGAUCCUCACUCGAAAGAAAACUCUUAUUAACUCAAAACUACCGAUUAUCUCCAGUUACCAAGAUGCUAAACCAGGCUUGGUCACCCACGGCGUUAUUGUGGCCAUCCAAGGACAUGGAUGUGUUGUUAAGUUCUAUAACGAUGUUCAUGGUUUGGCUCCUCGUCGUGAGCUGGGCUCAACACCCAUCCAAUUUGCCAAUAAAGUAUUCUAUAAAGGCCAGGUUGUCAAAGUGCGAGUACUGGAGUGUGACUUGGUAAAGGAAAGAAUGGUGGUGUCUUUCAGAAUGAAUGAAACGGAAGACGCAGAAAAACACUUAAAGGAAAAGACUGCAUUGGUAGAAGAAACAGGCCAGAUUGUUGAUGUUAGGGUUGUGAAAAAGACGGAUGAAGGUUUUGGAGUUGUCCUUCCUGGAGACAGACCAGCUUUUCUUCCCAAAAUACACCUGUCUGAUCAUGUGACCAUCUGUGAGCUGCUGUGGUACUGGCUAAAAGAAGACGACAAGCUAACAGGAGCUAUGUGUCUGUAUAUGAGCAGCUUCCAAGGAAAAACUACUGUAACAAGAAAAACUUCGCUGAUUUCAUCCGUGGAACAAGGACAUUAUGUGAAAGAUAUUUCUGAGCUGCAAGUUGGAAUGUCACUCACUGGAUUUGUAAAAAACAUCAUGCCAUAUGGUGUUUUUGUGGAAAUCCCUUGUGGUCUUGUUGGACUAGUGCCCAGAAGUGAGAUAAGUGACAAGUUUGUGACCAACACCAGUGAACAUUUUGUCAUAGGACAGACUGUGGUUGCCAAGGUAACCAACAUAGACGAGGAGAAGAAACGCUUCCUGCUUACUUUGAAGAUGUCUGAGUGCUCUCCUGAUGACCGUUCCACUGAGAGCUUUGCUAGGCUUAGCCAGUGCUUCACCGACCUGCAGCUUGUGAAGAGUCUAAUUAAUAAUCAAGAAGACCCAGAAGCAGAUGUAAAUCUUUCUGGUUUGGUCCCUGGAAAAAAGCUUAGUCUGGUGGUUGAAGUUAUCCAAGAAGAUGGAUCGGUCCUCUUCAGCGUUAGCCAAAUCAGUGGAGCACAAACAGUGUUGGCUUCCAAGCAUCAUGUUGGAGGUAAAAGUGUUGUUCCAGGGCAGAAGGUAAAGGUAGCAGUUCUACACGUUGAUGCCCUCAAGCGUCAUGUUCACGUCUCUCUACUUGAGACACUUCUGAAAAAAAGAAAAGAGACCCUUGAAGAAAACGCCACUUAUUCCGCAGUUGUGCAACAUGUCGCAGAAGAGUUUGCAGUAGCCUCUUUAGAAGGAACAUCUCAGCUUGUUGCUGUUCCUGUAACUUCUCAUUUUAACGACACCUUUCGUUUUGAGUCAGAAAAACUGAAAGCUGGGCAAGAGAUUUCUUUGAUUCUUAAAACAACUUCUACAGAGGACUUUGGUAUUUUGCUUGCGGUGCAGAAAAUAGCUGGUUUGAAAACUAAAAAAAUAGUUGAACAGAAGAAAUCGACCUAUAUGAGCAAUGGUCUACAUUUAGGACAGCUGGUUAAUGGAAUUGUAAAAAGUAUUAAACCAACUUGUGUGUUGGUCACCAUCAAUGAUAAUGUUGUAGGACGUAUUCACGCAUCUCAGAUACUGGAGGAAGUCACAGUAGGUUCAUUCCCAACAUCUAAACUGAGACCAAAGCAAGAUGUGACUUGUCGGGUUAUAGGAGGAAAGGAUGUGAAGACGCAUCGGUUCCUGCCUAUAACGCAUCCAGAUUUUAAGAAGACUGUUCCAGAGCUUAGCAUACUUCCUAGUUUAAUGAACACUGAAAACAAACUGCCACGAUUGGUCCAUGAGAAAUCGUUUACUGCAGGUCAAAGAAUUACCUGCUUUGUAGAGAAGUAUAACAAAGAGAAGAAAUAUUUGGAGGUGGAGAUCACGCCUGAUGUACGUGGACGAGUAGAAGUCCUGAUGCUAUCACAAAGCCCUAAGUUUUUAAAGCGUCCAGAAAAAAGAUUCAAAAAAGGUCAGGCUUUGUCUGCUACAGUGAUUGGGUCUGGAGCCUGCCCGAGAUGUAUCUCCUUAUCACUUACAGACACCUACAGUCUCGUUGAAGGCUCCGUUACCCUUGGCUGUGUGAAGAAGGUUAAUCCAGAUUCAAGCCUGAUUGUGUCUCUCCCAUUUGGAAAUACUGGAAAAGCUAAUAUUUUUCAUUUAAAUGACUGCUUGGCUGAAGCUUCCAUAGACGAUUAUACUCCUGGAAAAUUUGUCAGGUGUUGUGUUCUCUCCGUUUCAAAAACAAUUGAGGUGUCCUUGAGAAAAUCGAGGACAAAUCCAAAAAUGAAAAGUAAGGUGGUGGAUCCAGAAAUCACAUCUAUUGAACACCUUGAGGAAGGGCAACUGGUCAAUGGAUUUGUUAGUUCAAUUUCAGAGAAGGGUGUGUUUUUCAGGAUAUCCAGCUCUAUAGUGGGACGGAUUCUGUUUGAACAAGUAACUGACUUCUAUGUUCCGGACAUAUCUGUUUACAAAAAAUACAUCCCAGAAGGCACAUUACUUACUGCCAAAAUUAUUAGUACCGAUACAACGAAGAAUCAUGUGGCACUCUCUCUUCUCCCUGAGGAGACUGGCAAACCAGAUGUUAUUCCAGAGUCUGCCAAACUUAAUAUGAAGAAUAAAACAGACGAGAAAAAGCGAAAAAGAACACACUCUGAAAGCAAGACUCAGGCGAUAACCAAAAAGAAGAAGAAAUCCCAAGUGACAAAGGAAGAUGACGACAGUGGAGUGGAUAUAUGUGGUCGAGAUGAAGAAGAUGAUAAAGUUGUGAUAAAACAAAAGGAGAAAGAACCUAACGCUGUUGUCUCAAGGCUAAAAGUUUCAUCUGGAUUUUCUUGGGAUGUUGAUUUAAAUACCCUGAAAACGGCUUUAACUAAAAAAGAGGACCGCUCAGAUAGUGACGAUGACGAGGAGGAGGAUGAACAGCCAAAGAAAAAGAAAUCAAAAAAAGAAAAGGAAAUGGAAAAGAUAACGGCUGAAAAGGAGAUUUCGAAAAUAGAAGCAACUCUUAUGGAUCCAAAUCGGCAACCACAGUCGGCAGACGAUUUUGACAAGCUGGUCCUCAGUUCCCCUAACAGCUCCAUUCUGUGGCUUCAAUACAUGGCAUUUCACCUUCAUGCCACAGAGAUAGAGAAGGCCCGAGCUGUGGCAGAGAGAGCUCUCAAAACCAUUUCUUUCCGGGAAGAGCAGGAGAAACUGAAUGUGUGGGUCGCCUUACUUAAUUUGGAGAACAUGUACGGAACAGAAGACACUCUGCUAAAAGUCUUUGAAAGGGCAGUUCAAUAUAAUGAGCCCAUCAAGGUGUUUCAUCAGCUGGCUGAUAUAUACAUCAAGUCUGAAAAGUUCAAGCAAGCAGAGGACCUGUACAAAACAAUGGUAAAACGCUUUCGCCAGGAGAAGUCUGUGUGGUUAAAGUAUGCUACGUUCCUUCUACGACAAGGCCAGCCAGAAGCUACUCACAGAUUGCUUCAGCAUGCCCUGAAAUGUCUUCCUGAUAAAGAACAUGUUGAAGUGAUUUCAAAGUUUGCACAGUUAGAAUUCAAUCUUGGAGAUAAAGAACGUGCUAAGGCCAUGUUUGAGAGCACCCUGAGCAGUUAUCCAAAGCGCACAGAUCUCUGGUCUGUUUAUAUAGACAUGAUGAUGAAACAUGGCAGCCAAAAGGAAGUGCG
Molecule: messenger RNA, 5349 nt
Organism: Bombina bombina (fire-bellied toad)
Lineage: Eukaryota; Metazoa; Chordata; Amphibia; Anura; Bombinatoridae
Gene: PDCD11
Product: programmed cell death 11
Biological process (GO): rRNA processing
Cellular component (GO): small-subunit processome; nucleus; nucleolus
Molecular function (GO): RNA binding; protein binding
Source: RefSeq, a predicted model, not a curated record